AUGCUGAAUUGGCUGCGAGACUUUCUCAUCGACCGGAAAUUCUGCGCCCGUGUUGGCAAAUCGCUCUCUGCGGGGUAUUUCGCUCCCAGUGGGGUCUCCCAAGGCUCGGUUCUUGGUCCAUUGCUCUUUGUGGUUUAUGUGAACGAUUUGCCCGAUCAUCUGUGCAGCCCAACCCUCAUGUAUGCGGAUGACAUCAAAAUCUGGCGUAAAAUCAAGAAUCCCAAUGGUCGAAGUUCUCUUUAA
Molecule: messenger RNA, 243 nt
Organism: Echinostoma caproni
Lineage: Eukaryota; Metazoa; Platyhelminthes; Trematoda; Plagiorchiida; Echinostomatidae
Source: the annotation of a GenBank genome assembly